Messenger RNA from Moneuplotes crassus, 356 nucleotides. The record is from the annotation of a GenBank genome assembly. Lineage: Eukaryota; Ciliophora; Spirotrichea; Euplotida; Euplotidae.
AAUUGUAAUAAUAAACUAAAAAUGCAAAAAUUUCUUAUCUUGACUGUCCUUGUCCUCCUUCUCGUUGGUACCCAGGCCCAAAAGUUCGAAGUUAAUGACAUUAACUUAGGAGACAUUGUUAGCGGAUUCAUCAAGACUGCUUCCUCCCACCAGAGUGGAAACAUUUCCGAAUCCAAGGGAGACUGCCUCAACGUUGCUUUUGACUUGAUUUCAUUCCUCUAUGAAGAACUUCAAGCCUUCAUCAAUACCUCCCAGGUACCAGACCAGAUGACUCUCAUGAUGAAAGGAAUGACAGCCAUGACCAAAUUCACUGCUGCCAAGACUGCCUGUCUCGGACAAUAAACUUGGAGUUUUAU